This is a messenger RNA of Lethenteron reissneri (Far Eastern brook lamprey), 3042 nucleotides long. RefSeq names its product phosphatidylinositol 3,4,5-trisphosphate 5-phosphatase 2-like. NCBI's taxonomy places the organism in Eukaryota, Metazoa, Chordata, Hyperoartia, Petromyzontiformes, Petromyzontidae. Gene Ontology annotation, molecular function: inositol-polyphosphate 5-phosphatase activity. Gene Ontology annotation, biological process: regulation of immune response; negative regulation of insulin-like growth factor receptor signaling pathway. The record is from RefSeq and is a predicted model, not a curated record. Gene Ontology annotation, cellular component: cytosol.
CACACAUAGACACAGACAGACACACAGAUAGACACAGACACACAGACACACACAGAUACACACAGCCACACAGAUAGACACACACACAGAUAGACACACACAGAUAGACACACACACAGAUAGACACACAUAUAGACACAGACAGACACAGACACACAGACACACACACAGAUAGACACACAGAUAGACACACAGAUAGACACACACAGACACAUACACACACAGACACAGAUAUACACACACACAGAUAGACACACACACACCACACACACACCACACACACACCACACACCACAUACACACAGAUAGACACAUACACACAGAUAGACACAUACACAGAUAGACACACACAGAUAGACACACACAGACACACACACAGAUAGACAGAUACACACAAUAGACACACAUACAGAGACAUCCGUCCAUAUAAACACACAGACGGACACACAGAGACACACAGAGACACAGUCGCACACACAGAGACACAGACAGACACAGACGCACACACAGAGACACAGACAGAGACACAGAGACACACACAGAGACACACACAGAGACACAGACGGACACACAGGGAUACAGACAGAGACACAGACGGAGACACUGAGACACACUUAUACUCACCCACACUUUUAGACUCAGAUCCGGCCCAGCCACUAAGCGACCCUUGCAAUUGCAAAGGGCCCCGUGGCCAGCAGAGGGCCCCCUAGAGUCACUGCGAGCUUGUGGGUGAAAAAAAUCAAACAUCAAAGGGGCCUCCAAACAAAUUUUGCUCAGGGCCCCCAAAGUUCUAGGGCCGGCUCUGCUUAGACUCACUCACACGCUUGGACACGGGACACCCUAAGGAAGGGACACUGAACAGGAGGAGGAGCUAGACGAGGUGUAGGAGGAGGAGCCAUGACGAUGACGACGACGCCGUGGUGCAGCGGGGUCAGCGGCGGGGUCAGCGGCGGGGUCAGCGUGCUGUCCGCGUGGUAUCACCGCGACCUGAGCCGCGUGCGCGCCGAGGAGCUGCUGGGACGCGCCGCUCGCGACGGCUCCUUCCUGCUGCGGGACAGCGAGUCGGUGCCCGGAGCCUUCGCCCUCUGCCUGCUGUUCCAGAACCACGUGCACACCUACCGUAUCCUGCCAGAUGAGGAUGGAACGCUGGCCGUGCAGACGUCGCAGGGCGUGCAGACGAUCCGCUUUGCGAGCCUCACGGAGCUGGUGACCACCUACCAGCAGCCCAGCCAGGGCCUCGUGUGCCCGCUGCUCUACCCCGUGGAGCGCGAGGGGCCCGCCGAGAGCCCCGAGGAGCGAGACUACUCAGACGUGGAGGAGGAGCGGCCCCCCCUGCCCCCCAGGGCCGUGUUUCCGGCAGGGCCCCCCACUGGGCCCCCCGCGGGGCCCCCCACUGGGCCCCCCACUGGGCCCCCCACUGCGGAGGCGUCUCGCUGUGGGGGGGCUUCCUCCCUGCUGCUGCUGCAGCAGCGAUGGCAGGAGGCCGGGGCCGCCAGCGUGGGUAGCGAGCUGGCGGCACUGGUGGGUGACUACCUGUGCCAGGGCGUGCCGGGGGACACGGAGGUGGCGCGGGGCCCAGCGGGGGGGCCAGGGGGGGGCCUCCCCCACCUCACUGCGCUCUUCCUCAACGCCUCCAGACGCCUGCACAGUGAGCUGAACUCGCUGCUGCAGGGCCUGGAGGCGCUGGGGCGGCUGUUCGAGGCGCCGCCCGGCACCCCGCUGGGGAGGGCGGCGAAGAGGGGCAGCCCCCCUCCCAGUGCACAGGAGGGUGACUUAGAGCUGCUGCUGCUGAAGCUCGCCUCUCUGCGCGACGUCUUCUCCGGCACCGAGAAGAAGGUGUUGAGGUACCUGCAGGACCCGGCUCCCCCUCCCCCGCUGGGCCCGGCUCCCGUCAAGACGGUGCGGCGCUUCCGGCUCAUCCCCAUACAGACGUUUGAGGUCAAGCUAGACGUGGGUCUGGCCGACCUGGCGAAGAUCGGCAAGUCGCAGCGCUACGAGCUGCAGGUGGACGUGGAGGGGGGGCGACUCCUCGUGCUGCGCAAGAACAAGGAGUCGGCCGAGGAGGUGCUCAUCUUCCCACACGACAAAGUGCGCCAGCUGAUCAAGUCCCAGCGGGCGCAGUCCAAGCUGGGCAUCGUGUUGGAGCGCGAGCGCACGCAGCGCAGGGACUACGCCUUCGCCAGCCCCCGGAAGCGCGAGGCGUUCUGCCAGCUGAUGCAGCAGAUGAAGUCGCGGCACUCCCGCCAGGACGAGCCGGACCUCAUCCCAUCUCAUCGGCACCUGGAACAUGGGGCACGUGGUCACGGCACCGCAGCAGCCCCGCCGGCGAGGCAGCUGGGGUCGUGGCUGACGUCACGCGGCCUGGGGCGCACGCGCGACGAGACCACGGUGGGCAUCCCGCACGACGUCUACGUGCUGGGCCUGCAGGAGAACGCCGGCGGGGAGCGGCCAGAGUCCGGGGUGUCCCGCAAUCGUGUCCGCGGCGGGGUCGGAAGGGCGGCGGGGCUCGGCGUCCCCGCAGCCGUGGCCCCCCAUCCCGACGCUCCCGCGUCGGCGGCGCAGAUCGCGGCCCCGGUCCACCGCGGGCCGACCACUGAGCAGAGGCGGCUGUCAGCUCUUGCGGGCCCCCCCCGUCAGGAACAUGGCGGCUCCCCGCCGCGGAGAGCGCAAGAUGGCUGCUUCCCGCCGUUCUUCCCCUGCCACGCCCAAGAUGGCACUGGCAGCGCAGGCAAGGCCGAGGCCUGCGGAUCACCACCGGGCCUCCCCGACGCCAUCGCCGGCGUGACGAGGUCGCACAGUUGCGCCAGCACGGUUUUCAAGGUCUCCAGCUGCGCCGCCAUCUGCCUCUAUCUCUCUCAGCUGCUCUCCCUGCAGCCCCACCGCUGCUCUCCGUUCCACCCGUGCCCGGACACCGCUGGCCAACGGUGGACACGUGACCGGAUCAAGGUGGGGGCGGGGGCCCCGGGGCCACCUCAGGGGGCCACGUGGACAGCAGAGGGAGGAGCUUCUAGAGAGUUCUCGAAGGCCCCCAGCCUCACGUGA